Molecule: messenger RNA, 1322 nt
Organism: Labeo rohita (rohu)
Lineage: Eukaryota; Metazoa; Chordata; Actinopteri; Cypriniformes; Cyprinidae
Gene: igfbp6b
Product: insulin-like growth factor binding protein 6b
Exons: 4
Coding region: 283-885 (200 amino acids)
Biological process (GO): regulation of insulin-like growth factor receptor signaling pathway
Cellular component (GO): extracellular region
Molecular function (GO): fibronectin binding; insulin-like growth factor II binding; insulin-like growth factor I binding
Source: RefSeq, a predicted model, not a curated record
UCUCUCUGUCUCUCAGUCCCAGCCCCUGAAGGUGUCAUAACUGUGCUCUCUCCCUCUCGCUCUCUAUCACCGCCUUUCAGAUCUUUAAAAGCCGCUGCUUGCCAUUUCUCACUCGUUCUCGGUUUGUAUCCUCUGGCACUGCAGGGGACUCCCGGCUCGCAGCCUCACCAAGCUGAAAAGCCAGCAAAGAAACAGAGAGGAGAAAGAGAAACAGACUUCCAGAAAUAGCAUCAGCCACGUACGACACAACCGAGCUUGGAGAACCUGAGACCCGGACACAAGAUGUCUUUCCUUUCCAACUUGACGCCCGUUGUCCUGUUGCUGCUCAUCCACUGUGGAUCCUGGUCCUCGGCGGGUCGCUUGGGCCCCCACAAGAACUGCCUGACCUGCAAAGACGGGCACCUCUCGGGCGCGGGCCGGGCCUCCAGGGACCCGGCCGGGGCGCCCGCCACCACCGUGCUGGCGUUGGGGGAGCCCUGCGGGGUUUACACCCUGAGCUGCGCCAAGGGGCUUCGCUGCGUGCCCCCUCCACGUGAACACAGCCCCCUUCAGGCUCUGCUGCAGGGCAGAGGCUCCUGCGCCAAACAGAGCAAAGCGAGUCCCACCGAGAGGCCCCGCCCCACAGGGCCACAUCCUUCGAACAGUGGUGAAAUAGACAAGGCUCCAUGUCGUAAGCUGCUUAACACUGUCUUGCGAGGUCUUGAGCUCACCAUUUUCCAGUCGGAUCGUGACAUCUACAUCCCGAACUGUGACACUCGUGGUUUCUACAGGAAAAAGCAGUGUCGGUCCUCUAAGGGCAUGCAGCGUGGCCACUGCUGGUGCGUCGACGAGAUGGGCAACACCGUGCCAUCACGUGCCGGGGGAGGAUGGCGCUUUACCAUGUGACGGAGAGUGAGGGGAGCGACGGCCCCACAGCUCUGAGCCUGGAGGAAGAGGAGGGGUACAGGGAGAGGGGAUGACUUCAGCUCGGUGCAAGACACUGCCUGACCAGGACACACCAGGGAUAAACCACUUCACACGGGAACGGGCCCUCACUCAGAACGUCCAGACCACGUUCACUGCCAUAAACUCGAACAAACAGCAUCAGAACACAGAAAUAGUGACCACUACACCACAUGAGCUUAAGUUGGGAUAGGUCAGCUGUUACAGAGAGAUAUUUAAUUCCUGGCCACAACUUCUAUGUUUGUUUCUCAAUGGGCUGUUUAAUUAUUAAGCAGACGGGGUGACUAUGUUUUCGAACCCGUCCCCUCUCCCCUUCUCCAAUGAUACACUGACUAAACUAUACUUAUGAAAACGGAAUAUACCUUCUCGUCUAAUUUAUU